UGAGGCGCACCGUCGGCUGUACGUUGGAGGACCGCCGGCGUGUAGGUAUGGGCAGACCGGAGUAAAGAUGGCGGCGGCUGCUGCGUGAAGUCUCCGGCGCAGUUCUGAUGACCCUGGUUUUCCCUCAGUUCCGGCCCAUGUGGUGAGAGUUGGGAGAGAGCGGAGCUUGUCACUUGUGGUGUUUAUCGCUAUGAAAGUAAAGGUUUUGUGUAGAAAUCCCGACGAUUAUGUGCGGGAAACCAAAAAGGAUCUCCAAAGGGUUCCUCGAAACUAUGACCCCUCACUCCACCCAUUUGAAGUACCUCGUGAGUAUGUCAGGGCACUAAAUAGCACCAAACUGGAGCGAGUGUUUGCCAAGCCAUUUGUUGCCGCUUUGGAGGGACACAGAGAUGGAAUCAACUGUAUGGCUAAACAUCCCAAGAGCCUAUCCACAGUGCUGUCAGGAGCCUGUGAUGGAGAGGUGAAGCUGUGGAAUCUGGCCACACGUAAGUGCACCCGAACAAUCCAGGCACAUGAAGGCUUUGUCCGAGGGCUUUGUGUUCGUUUCUGCGGUACCUCCUUUUUUACAGUUGGCGAUGACAAGACAGUGAAACAGUGGAAGAUGGAAAGCCCGGGUUACGGAGAGAAGGAGGAGCCUAUACAUACAAUACUGGGCAAGACUGUGUACACAUGCGUGGAUCAUCACUGGAGGGACCCUGUCUUUGCCACAUGUGGGCAGCAGGUGGACAUCUGGGAUGAACAGCGGACCAGUCCCAUCAGAUCCUAUUCCUGGGGAGUAGACAGCAUUUCCAGCAUCCGGUUUAACCCCAUUGAGACACACAUUCUAGGAAGCUGUGCUGCUGACAGAAGCAUUGUCCUGUAUGAUAUGCGGAAACCUACACCAUUGAAAAAGAUUAUUCUAGAAAUGAGAACAAAUGCGAUUUGCUGGAACCCUAUGGAAGCUUUCAUAUUUACAGCCGCUAAUGAGAACUACAAAUUGUACACCUAUGACAUGCGGCACAUGGACACUCCUAUUAAGGUGCACAUGGACCAUGUAUCCGCUGUCCUGGACGUGGAUUACUCCCCCACCGGGAAGGAAUUUGUGACUGCCAGCUUUGAUAAAUCCGUUCGUAUCUACCCAGUGGAAAGUGGGCACAGCAGGGAAGUUUAUCACACAAAGAGGAUGCAGCACGUCACCUGUGUCAGGUGGUCGGCCGACAACAAGUACAUCCUGUGCGGGUCGGACGAAAUGAACAUCCGUAUAUGGAAAGCCAACGCUUCUGAGAAACUUGGCCUGUUAUCUCCACGAGAGAGGGCCGCACAGAACUACAACCAGAAGCUAAAGGAGAAAUUCCAGCAUCAUCCACAGGUCAAGAGAAUUGCACAACACAGACACCUCCCCAAAGCCAUAUACAGCCAGAUAAAGGAACAGCGCGAAAUGAGGGAUUCUCGCCGUAAGAAGGAGUUGAAUCGACGCAAACACAGCAAAAAGGGCGCAGUGCCAGUCGUGCCGGAGAAGAAGAAAUCUGUUAUUGCUGUGGUGGAGUAAAGUUGUGUGCAGGCGCACAAGUGCGUCAUUAUGUUGAUAGGUUGUACAGUGUCCCUCAUUUUUUUAUUUUUUUUCCUUCUCUAAUCGUGAGAUCUCUAGUGGGAUACAAAGAUAUCUAUUUGUUGUAUCCAUGAGAGACUAGAGGAGUUUACUGUGGCGAUGACCCCUUCGGUUAUACGCAAUAUUAUGUAAAGUGUAUAUGUUUUUAUGGUUAUUAAGAACACUUCCAGGAAAUAAAAAUGAACUAUUUAAGUA
Messenger RNA from Pseudophryne corroboree (corroboree frog), 1783 nucleotides. RefSeq names its product DDB1 and CUL4 associated factor 13 (gene DCAF13). The transcript is spliced from 11 exons. Gene Ontology annotation, biological process: maturation of SSU-rRNA from tricistronic rRNA transcript (SSU-rRNA, 5.8S rRNA, LSU-rRNA). Lineage: Eukaryota; Metazoa; Chordata; Amphibia; Anura; Myobatrachidae. Gene Ontology annotation, cellular component: small-subunit processome; nucleolus. Gene Ontology annotation, molecular function: protein binding. The record is from RefSeq and is a predicted model, not a curated record. The coding region runs from base 191 to 1528 and encodes 445 amino acids.